CCGGAAGUAGCCUAAACUCGCUGUCCUGUCACUGGACUUCCGUCCUCGUCCCCACACAGAGUUGUCGGCAGACCUGAUUCGCGGUCUUUAACAUGCCUUUCAUAGACUUCCAGACGAAUUUACCGGCCGGCUCGUUCUCGGAGGACUUUGUGAAGAAGCUGAGCUCGUGCGUCGCGGCUGCUCUGGGGAAACCCGAGGACAGGAUGAAUGUGGUGGUGAAGGCUGGGCUGCUGAUGAUGAUAGCUGGCUCUUGCUCUCCGUGUGUAAUGCUGUCGGUGUCUGCUAUUGGCGUGACUGACACUGCUGACAAGAACAAGGAGCACAGUGCCAAGAUCUUUGAGUUUCUGACCACAGAACUUCGUCUGCCAGAAGACAGGUGAGCUCUUAGAGGUACUGUCACUGUAAUA
Messenger RNA from Morone saxatilis (striped sea-bass), 407 nucleotides. Its product is annotated as D-dopachrome decarboxylase-A-like. Gene Ontology annotation, molecular function: phenylpyruvate tautomerase activity. Lineage: Eukaryota; Metazoa; Chordata; Actinopteri; Moronidae. The transcript is spliced from 2 exons. Bases 93 to 380 code for a protein of 95 amino acids. The record is from RefSeq and is a predicted model, not a curated record.